AUGCCUUCAAACUCCAGGGCCGUCUUCUCCCUGAUUAUUAUCAACAAAGCCGGUGGUCUGAUCUAUCAACGCGAGUUCCAGGCUGGCCUGCGCAAACUCUCGACCAAUGACUACCUCGUGCUAGCAGGCACCUUUCACGGUGUCCAUGCCAUAACUCGCUCUAUCACACCGAAAAUCCCCAUCUCCCAACCGGCUUCCUCCCCCGCCGCCUCUUCUCCGAUCACCACCGCGCCCGCUGGGUCCGGGUACUCAUACCCUAACCCGGGCGUACCAGUCUCCGGCCUGGAUUACCUUGAGACCGACAAGUUUCGCUUGACGUGUUUCCAGACCCUGACCGGCACAAAAUUCCUGCUGUUCACGGACCCAAUGACCGGCAACGUGGAUACAAUCGUGCAGAAGAUCUACGAGCUCUAUGCGGAUUUCGUGAUGAAGAACCCUUUCUAUCAGAUUGAGAUGCCGGUGCGAUGUGAGGCCUUCGAUCGGCAUCUGGGAGCGUGGCUGAGAGGGAGGACUUAG
This is a messenger RNA of Penicillium paradoxum, 516 nucleotides long. RefSeq names its product trafficking protein particle complex subunit 4. The record is from RefSeq and is a predicted model, not a curated record. The coding region runs from base 1 to 516 and encodes 171 amino acids. Lineage: Eukaryota; Fungi; Ascomycota; Eurotiomycetes; Eurotiales; Aspergillaceae. The transcript has 2 exons. Gene Ontology annotation, cellular component: TRAPP complex. Gene Ontology annotation, biological process: endoplasmic reticulum to Golgi vesicle-mediated transport.